UACCCAUUCAGAGCUAAGCUUAUACCAUUACUCAAGGAAUCAUGCUUGGCAAGGCUAGCAUUUCACAAGCAAGUGCAUCAUUUGGUAAUCGAUUUUGCGUCAUUUGACACUAUACGACAAGAAAGAUCGAAGCAUAGUGAAUUAACAGACCUUUUGAAUCUGUGCACAAAUGUUAAUCGGCUGGACAUUGUUUAUGAUGCUAAAUUUACAGUGCUGACAUCCACAGGAACUCGUGACAAACAGCACCUACAAAAGCAAAAUAUUGCAGAUGACACACAACGGAUAAAAUGUCUGAAUUUCGUGGGAUUUAAUCCUAACCAGCGUUGUCCUUGCUGUGCAGGGAAGGAGUGGGAUCAAUACUUAUGGCCGCUUUUAGGUUCUUUGACUUCAAUAGAAACGAUAACCCUCCGGAACGCUUUACCGACAAGUCAAGUUUUUCAAACGUUAUGCGAAAACCCAAUGCUGAAGAAAAUCAUUUUUCAUAAAACAAUGGUCACUCUACCUUUGCGAAGGAAAAAAAGAAAGAUAAUACAGACAGAUGAUACGACAUAUUCAUCUUCCCAAAUUCCUUCUCAACUAUGGUUACAAGUGAAAUCCAUAGAGAUCUACGAGGAUAUAGACGAUGUCACCAUUCCAAAAAGUAGAAAAUAUCUCGAUGAGCUUGCA
Messenger RNA from Mycotypha africana, 666 nucleotides. RefSeq lists its product as uncharacterized. The annotation marks the transcript as partial. NCBI's taxonomy places the organism in Eukaryota, Fungi, Mucoromycota, Mucoromycetes, Mucorales, Mycotyphaceae. The transcript is spliced from 4 exons. The record is from RefSeq and is a predicted model, not a curated record.